Messenger RNA from Brassica oleracea var. oleracea, 1193 nucleotides. Its product is annotated as putative F-box protein At4g17780. Lineage: Eukaryota; Viridiplantae; Streptophyta; Magnoliopsida; Brassicales; Brassicaceae. The coding region runs from base 3 to 1178 and encodes 391 amino acids. The record is from RefSeq and is a predicted model, not a curated record. Gene Ontology annotation, molecular function: protein binding. The transcript has a single exon.
GAAUGAACAACCCUAGCUCGAUCUACAUAGUUGACGAUCUACUAGAAGAAAUAUUCCUGCGACUGCCAUUGAAACCCAUCCUCAAAUCCAAAACUCUCUCGAAACGAUGGAGAUCGAUUCUCGAAUCAAAGAAUUUCGUUGGGAGACGCGUGAGUUUUCAAAAGAGCCGUAAGAUCCUAGCUGCUUACAACUGCGACUGCGGCGCGCAGCCGAGGCUCCUCCCAGAGUCGCGGUUCAAAGGGGACGAAGAGAUAGUCUAUCUUCACUGCGACACCAAACGACCCUCGAUAAUGACUUGCGACGGUUUGGUCUGCAUCCCGGAACAAGACUGGAUCAACGUUUUGAACCCUUGGACAAAACAACUCAGGCGGUUCUGUUUCGGAGCGUGGUCGUCCGGUUACUCUCGCGUGAUGGGGUUCGGUAGUGACGAAGUCACAGGGAGAUAUAAAGUAGUGAAGAUGGAGAUAUGGAGUUACAGUGAUCAUUGUGGAGUGGAGUGUAGUGUUCUUGACGUUGAAACUGGUGAAUGGUGGAUGCUGAGUCCACCUUCUUACAAGUUGUUGUGUCCACUUUCUCACAAGCUUUCAAGAAAAUCAGUGUGUGUGAAUGGUUCCAUCUACUGGCUACAACACGUUGGGAGUGGUUACAAGAUACUAGCAUUGGAUCUUCACAAAGAAAAAUUCCGUAACGUAUCAGUUCCGUUGACGCGUGUCACGCAAGAAACACAGAUAGCGAACCUUGAAAACCGUCUAACCAUGGCCGUUACUUAUAGAAACCCUGAAUGGAAACUAGAUAUCUGGAGCAAGGGUAGUAGUAGAUGGAACAUGACUUACUCCAUUAGUUUAGCUGGAAAAGGUGUUCCCUGGGAGAUUCGGAGUAAAGGGUUCACACCGGUGUCGGUUUCUAAGCAAGGGAACCUUGUUUUUACUGACAAUCACAAGAGGCUUUUCAAAUACUAUCCAAGGACAGAUGAGAUCCGUUGUCUCUCCUUAGACACUUGUGUUAUAUCUCCUUUCUUGGAAACUUUGGCUCCACUUCCUUUGAAAUCAACCCUUCCGUUUCCUCAUCCGCGCAGGACAUCCAAGUGCCGUGUGCUUUCGAAACAGGACGAGUUUGGGAUAGUAGAGCUUCUCAUAUCCACUCUAGUAGCUGUUGGUAUUGUUUGGUUCUCUCUCUAGGAGUCUCUACUAAUA